Messenger RNA from Pan troglodytes (chimpanzee), 4052 nucleotides. Its product is annotated as histone H4-like. The record is from RefSeq and is a predicted model, not a curated record. Gene Ontology annotation, molecular function: structural constituent of chromatin; protein heterodimerization activity; DNA binding. NCBI's taxonomy places the organism in Eukaryota, Metazoa, Chordata, Mammalia, Primates, Hominidae. Gene Ontology annotation, cellular component: nucleosome. The transcript is spliced from 3 exons. The coding region runs from base 1743 to 2054 and encodes 103 amino acids.
GCACAGCGAAUAGUUCUAUUUGAGAUAUUAAAAGAUGGUAGAGAGUAGAGACAUAUUUACCAGUAGGGUCCGCAAAAAUGUUUUUCUCAGGUCAGAGUUCAAUCAGUGCUAUGAAGACUCCACACCCACCUCAAAAUGCAACUCAUUUUCCGAGAUUAAGAUCCUUGUAGGUGAAAAGAAUCUGUGUGGGGAUUUAGGAAUUCCUAGUCGAUUGCCUUAACUACUGGGCAAAUAGUGCUUUCUGAAUUAUGUAUCAAAAGAUAUAAAACUCCAUUCCUGGGCUCCCACCCCACCCCACCCUUGGCACUCAGUUUAUAUAAGCAUUCUCCUUGCUUGGCAGGUUAACUUACAACUGUCAUAACUGGCUGCAACAGUGGUAUAGCCUCUAAACAAGAGAAAUUUGCUUUGUUUACAGAUGAAAUAUUGAUUAAUGACACUUGGGUGUCCAUGAAAAUCAAAAUUGUACAUGCAGAGAUUGUAGUUUCACAUUAUUUCCCGGAAAUGCUUGUAAUUCUGGAAUUAAAGAAAUACUCGGGUUCAUUUUGUUUUCUUUCGUCAUUGUUAAACCUAAAAAACUGUAACUUAAAAAAAAAAGGGAUCCUCAGGAAAAUAGACAAGGGGGGGAAAAAAAAAAAAAAAACCCUAGCAGAGGAUGGUUUCGAUCCAUCGACCUCUGGGUUAUGGGCCCAGCACGCUUCCGCUGCGCCACUCUGCUAUUCUGCCAGAGGCAAGCUCUCACAGUACUCUUAACUACUUACAGGCGAUGCGUUCAGACUACCUCCUAAUUUAAGAAAAAAACCUACGAGCAGUUGCCUACUUCUUUGGCUACCACAGGUUGCCAACUCACUUUGGAAAAAGGAAUCACCAGAAUCAAACAGAAAACAAAACUAGGGAUAGAAAAAUAAAUAUCAAUACACUGGUGGGCUAGGCGCGGUAGCUCACGCCUGUAGUCACUGCACUUUGGGGGACCCAGGCAGGCAACAUAGCGAGACCCUGUCUCAAUAAAAUUAAAAAAAGGAAAAAAAAAAAACCCCACCCCGAAACCUACACACUGGGUGCAGUUGUGAGGGGCAGUUAGAUAUUUAAAUGGCAAUUACAAAUUUUAAUAAGCAGGGAAAGAAGAGAACAAACUGGGAAUAGAAUCAGGCCUCCGCGCGGAGGGCAAUAAUUCUACCACGAAUCACUAACCUAUCAUGCCUUCGCCAUCGGGAAGAAAACCCUUUUGGUUAUGUUUCCCUUGGCUUGGUGAUGGAGAGGGUGAAAUCUUGCAGUUUUCAAACACUUCCGAAGGGGGGUUUCGGUCCGCAUGUGCUUUACAGCAGGCAGCAGAAAGCCAGUCACUGUGACCUUGGGGACAAAGCUGCACUCCUCAGGCUUCCGGUCUUGUGGACCGAGGCUCCUCUCCAAUCGUCCUAAAGCAACUGAAGGAACAAUUGAUAACAAUUUAAACAUGUUAAUUUCUUUAAUCUGAUUUGGUUGUUAAAACAGCCUUAAAACUCUCAUUCCUAUUUCCCAGCAACUGCAAGAGACGCCUCCGCGGAGCCGGCGCUCAGAUGCCAAAGGCUGGAGUCGUUGGUGACGUCAUCCAGGGUUGGGCUAUGCAGGGUAGGGCCAAGAAGCAGGACCAAAGUUCCGGUAUGCGCGCUUUCAGUCUUCAAUUAGGUCCGAAUUCCCUGCAUAUAAGGGCGUUGCUUUGCCUUGGCGUUUAGGUUUUCUAAGUUGGUUUUAGGAGUUGCUUAGUCAUGUCUGGCCGUGGUAAGGGUGGAAAAGGUUUGGGUAAGGGAGGCGCUAAGCGUCAUCGCAAGGUUUUGCGCGAUAACAUCCAGGGCAUCACUAAGCCAGCUAUCCGGCGCCUUGCUCGUCGCGGCGGUGUCAAGCGAAUUUCUGGCCUUAUCUAUGAGGAGACUCGCGGUGUUCUGAAGGUGUUCCUGGAGAACGUGAUUCGUGACGCUGUCACUUACACAGAGCACGCCAAACGCAAGACCGUGACAGCAAUGGAUGUGGUCUACGCGCUGAAGCGACAGGGACGCACUCUUUACGGCUUCGGUGGCUAAGGCUCCUGCUUGCUGCACUCUAUUUUCAUUUUCAACCAAAGGCCCUUUUCAGGGCCGCCCACUUUUUUCAUAAAAGAGCGGACAUCUUGUUAUCCUGCUUUGUUCCAGAUUUUUGCUGAGAAGUAGUUACUGUGCACUUGUGUAGAUUUGCAGUUCUGUGGCUCCUGAUGGAUCUGAGAAGAUGGACGUGGAGGAUGAAAAUCUGUCUGAUUAUUUUGAACUGAUGUUUGUUGCUAUGGAGAUGCUGCCUAUAUGUUGAUGUUGCAGACGUUAAGUCACUAGCCCACAGCCUUGUAUUCCAUACUCAGAGACCCUGCUACUUACUUGACAUCUCAACUUGGAAGUCCAAUUAAUAUGCACUUCAAACUUUAAUAGGCUUCAAACAGAAUUUCUUUCAUUAUCUCUGCAAAACAGCUUCUCCCAUCAUCUUGAAAUUAGUGAAUGGCAUUUUACUGUUUUAGUUGGAGUCAUUUCUGUGGUUUUCUUUCACAUCCUGCAUAACAAUCCAUCAACAGUGUCUCUCUCUGUUGCUCAGGCUGGAGUGCCGUAACGGGAUCAUGGCUCACUGCAACCUCUGCCUCCCUGGCUAAAGUGAUCCUCCUGCCUCAGUCUCUCGAGUAGCUGGGACUACAGGUGCACACCACCACACCGGAGUAAUUUUUGUAUUUUCUGUAGAGAUGGGGUUUAACCAUGUUACCCAGGCUGUCUUAAACUCCUGGGCUCAAGUGAUCUGCCUACCACGGCCUCCCAAAGUGCUGGGAUUAUAGGCAUGAGCUACUGUGCCGGGCCUGAUAAAACCUAUUUUUAGUGAAACUCCUGCUCUUCUACAUAUUUCCAAUUUUUAGCCACAAUAAACAAAAAUAUGUUAAAAUAGAAUCAAUAGAAUAGGAUUUUGUAUAUUAUUAAAUAUAUGAUGAAAAUGAAUGGUGGUAAUCUAGGAUGAGGACCAAAUUUCAAACUUGGAUAAGCAGAGCUAUGAGGAUAAUGAGGCCAGUCUUGGUCCUGCUGGGUUUGAGCCACCUGUGGAAUACUUAGUUCAUAUAGUAUUUGGAAGACUAAUUGCUGCACUUCUUGUUAUAGACUGAUUUACCCUCCUCCCUGCUGCAUAUGUUGAAGUCCUUGAAAAUAUGACUGCAUUUAGAGUUAGGGUCGUUAAAGAUAUAAAAUGAAGUUAUUGAGGUGGGUCUGAAUCCAAUCUGACUGGUGUCCUUAUAAGUAAAGAAGACUGGACACACACACAGAGAAAAGAUAAUGUGAAGACACAGGGAGAAGACAGUUAUCGACACACCAUGGAGAGAGACCUCAGAAGAAAUCAACCCUGCCCACAGGGUUAAUCUUAAGAGUCGUAGCCUCCAGAAUUGUGAAAAAAUAAAUGUUGAAGCUACUCAGUCUGUGGUACUUUGUUAUGGCAGCCCUAGCAAACGAAUACACAUCUCAAACAUUUUCAUUCUGGGAUUAUUUUUCUCUGCAUUUUUUCAGUGUUAUGUCUGCUUCUCUACCCUAGCAAGACAGACAUACAGAACACAGAUGCCAGCCCACACCUACUGUGUGCUGUAGGGAAGAAAACAGCUUUCCCUUCUACCCAUCUGAAAUUCAUUGGCUGGGGCCCUGUAACAAAAGACAGAUUAACGAGAGAAAAGCAUAUACAUUUGAUAUGGUUUGGAUCUGUGUUCCCACCCAAAUCUCACAUUCAGUUGCAAUCCCCAGUGUUGGAGGUGGGGUCUGGUAGGAGGUCAUUGGAUCACAGGGGAGUUUCUCAAGGUUUAAUACCACUCCCUUGGAGCUGUUGGGAUAGUGAGUUUUGUGAUCUGGUUGUUUAAAAGAGUAUGGUACCUCCACCUCUCUCCUUGCUUCUGCACCACCAUGUAAGAUGCCUUGCUUCCCAUUUGCCUCCCGCCAUGAGUAAAAUCUCCCUGAGGUCUCUCCAGAAGCAGAAGCUGCUAUGCUUCCUGUACAGCCUGUGGUUUUAUGAGCCAAUUAAACCUCUUCUCUUUAUAA